AUGAACUUCGGCGAUUCCAACUUCGCCUGGGCGUCGGCCCCGGCGCCACCCGGCGGCCAGCAGCACCAGCCCCCGCCACAGCAGCCGUAUUACGCGCACCCGCAGCAGCACCCGCACCCGCACCCGCGCCCGCACCCGCACCCGCACCCGCCGGGCCAACAGUACCCCGCCCAGCCUCCGGCGCAGCACUACUACCCGCAGCAGCACCCGCAGCAGUUCAUGGGCGCGCCUCACGCGCAGGGCGGCUGGGCGGUCCCCCAGCCGGGCGCUGCUCCUGUGGCCCCGGCCCCGAAGGGCAGCCAAUUCUCCAUCCGGCCAUCGAGCAACCCCCUGGACAACCUCUUCGGCAAGAAGGACCUCUUUGAGAAGGCCCGGCAAGAGCGCAGCCAGGUCGGCCUGCCCCUCGGCAAGCGCGAGGUCGGCUCCUCGAGCGGUGCCCUGCCCCCGGCAAUGGCCCCGACCGCCGUGGCCAACUACGACAUUUCCUUCGGCGACGAGGAUGACGCCUCCGGCGGCGACGGCAGUGGUGGCGCCGCGCCGCCAGCGUCCGGGGUCCUGGGGGCCCCGUUCACGGCGUGGCAGCCGCAGGCGGCCAUCUCGGCGGCCGACGCGUCGGCGGCCUUUGCCUCGGUCUCCGGGCAGCCGGGCUUCGGCGGCUUCGGCGGCUUCGACGGCCUGCCGGCCUCCGGCCCGGCGGCUUCUGCCGGGCCUGCUCCGGUGUCGGCCGGCGCGCAGCCGGACUUCGGGGACUUCGGUGCCCCGGCCGCCGGCGGGUUCGGGGCCUUCGCCACAUCGGCCCCGGUCGCCAGUGACUUCGGGGACUUCGGGGCCUCGGCGCCGGCCAGCGCCCCGGCUGCCGGCGGGUUCGGGGACUUCGGCGCCUUUGCUGCCUCCCCGGCCCCCCCGCAGCCGGCCCCCCCGCAGCCGGCCCCCAGCAUGGCCAACCCGCAAACGUGGCACCAACUGCGCCGGUCGACCGUGCCCCUGCCCCCGUCACAGGCCCCGGCCUCGCAGGCUUCGGUGUCCUCACUGCAAGCCCUGCCCGCGGUCGACAUGGACCAGAUGCUCGCCCGGCUGAGUGCCAACCUCGGCAGCACGCCGGCCAGUAGCCCGGGUCGGGCCGUCCCCCCGGCCUCCCGGGCCCCCGGCCCGACCUCCGCCCCGGGGCCUGCCCCGGUGGUGGCCGCUCCGGCCGACUGGUCGGCCAUCAGCGAGGACCUCUUCGCGGUGGACACCGGCCCGGCUGAGCCCUUGGCCGAGCCCCCGGCCGAGCCCCCGGCCGAGCCCCCGGCCGAGCCCCCGGCCGAGGUCGGCCCUCCGGCCGGCGCAGCUCCGCCCGGGCAGAGCUUCGAUGAUUUCGGGGAUUUCGGUGCUGCCCCCGCUGGCCAGCCUGCACCGGUGGCCGCGCCUGCCGACUUCGGGGACUUCGGCGACUUCGGGGACUUCGGGCCGCGAUCUGUCCCCGCCGCUGGGGGGGCCCCCCCGGCGGGGGACUUCGGGGACUUUGGCGGGGACUUUGGCGAUCAGGCCUUCCCUGCCUCGGCCCCGGCCCCGGCUUCAGGUGCAACCGCUGCCUCGGCCCCGGGCGACGAUUACCCGGGGUUCGGGGAGUUUGGCACCUCGCCGGCGCUCGACGCCCCUCCCGACGUGACCGCCCCCGGCCCUGCGGCGGCCUCGGCUUUCGAAGGCUUCAGUGCGCCAGUCUCCCCCAUUGCCUCGGGCAGCUCUGACUCGGCCCCGGCCCCGGCCCCGGCCCCGGCCCCGGCUCCCACCCGGCCGGUGGACUCCUUCACGGAGCUGCUGAUGAGCCCGCCGGUGUCAUUCUCCCAGAUUGCCCCGGCCAGUCCGGCCGCGCGCAGCCCGGCGGCGGCCAAGCCGGCCGCUGUGCCGGCCACGCCGGCGGCCCCGGUGGCCGUCGCGGCCCCGAACUACGACUUCAUCUUCGAGACGUCCUUCUCGCCGUCGGCCUCCUCCGAGGCCCUGGACCAGGCCCUCUCCGAGGAGGGCGCCCUGGCCGGGGCUCUCGAUGGCCUGGCUCUCGAGGCCGGCCCGGCGGUCGGGCCGGCCACCGUGGACCCCUUCGGUGGCUUUGCCCCCGAGGCUGCGCCCCUGCCGGUCGAGCAGACCGAUGCCUUCGGGGACUUCGGCUUUGACAGUGCCCCGGCGCCGGGGCCGACCGGCCAGGCUGACGCUUUCGGGGACUUUGCCUUCGAGGCUGCCCCGGCCCCUGUGGCCGCCACGCCGGCCGCUGCCGGCUCCUUCGGCGACUUUGCCCUCGAUGGCAGCCCGUCCGGGAUCCCGGCUCCGGGCCCGCCGGCCGACUCCUUCGGCGACUUCGGUGUCGAUGCCGGCCCGGCCGCGGCUCUGACCCCGGCCGGCGAUGCCUUUGACGACUUUUUGUUCGGCGCGGCCCCGGCUGCCGACAGCACCACCCCGGCGGGGGUCUCUCCCGGGGGCUUGUCCCUGGAUGCUGCUCCGGCGGCCGAGCCCGCGCCGGCGGCCGGGUCCUUGGACGUCCUGGCCCUUGCCGCUGGGCCGCCGGCCGGGACCACCGCCCUCGAGCCAGCCCCCACGGCCGGCCCUCUGGGGGAUCCUUCCUUCGAGGCUGCCCUGGCCGAGGCCCCGACUGCCAAGCCCCCGGCGGAUGAUGCCCUCGAUGCCGUCCCAGUGGUCGACUUGGCCCCGGCCGGCGACUCCUUCGGGGACUUUGCCUUCGAUGUCGCACCCACUCCGGCGGCCCUCCCGGCCCAGCAGGGCGACACUUUCCCGGCCGGCGCCGAUGGUGCCAUCGCCACUGCAGCCGCCUCGGCACUCCCACCGGCUGACAUCUUCGGGGACUUUGCCUUUGACACUGGCUCCCUGGCCGAGGCGCCGGCACCAGCCCAGCCGACCGGAGCCAUUGACCCCUUCGCCCUGGAGGCCGCCUCUGCCGGCGACAGGGCCAGCCCCGAUGCCGAGCCCACCGCCACUGGGACCGCUCCGGGUGACGACUCCUUCGGCGAUUUCGGGUUUGAUGCCACCCCGGCGGCCGAUGUGCCGGACGCCGCCCCGACUGGUGCCUCCUUCGGCGACUUUGAGUUUGAUGCUACCCCGGCGGCCGACGCCCAGGAUGCUGCUCUGGCGGCCGAUGCGCCGGACGCCGCCCCGACUGGCGCCUCCUUCGGCGGCUUCGAGUUUGAUGCCGCUCCGGCGGCCGCUGCCCAGGACGCCGCCCUGACGGGGGGCUCUUUCGCCGAUUUCGAGUUUGAUGCCGCCCCGGCGGCCGACGCCCCGGCUGGCGCCUCCUUCGGCGACUUCGAGUUUGAUGCCGCCCCGGCGGCCGACGCCCAGGACGCCGCCCUGACGGGCGGUUCUUUCGCCGAUUUCGGGCUUGACAUGACGCCGACUGCCGAGCCUGCCCCGGCCACCUCCUCUUCCGGGGACUCCGAGCUUGGUGAUGGCACCCUGGCUGCUGCGGCCGGCGCGACUGUCGGCACAGCGGCACCGGCGGCCGAUUCCUUUGGCGACUUCGACUUUGCCGCGGCGCCCGCGGCCGCAGACGCCCCCCCGGCAGCUGCCCCGGUCGAUGACUUCGCCUUCGAGUCGGGGCCCACCAUGUCGGGUGCCCUGGCCGACGACGCCUUCGGGGACUUCGGCUCCGGGGCCGCCACUCCGGCCAGCGGCCUGGACAUGGCCGCCGCCUCGGGCACCAGCGACCUCCUCCCGGAGUUUGGCUUUGCCGCCGGCGGCCCUGGGCCCCUGGAGGCGGCCACCCUCGCCGGGCCUGCCGGCGACGCCGCGGCCCUUGGCGACUUCAGCACAGUGGCCAGCCAGUCGGCCAGCGCCGCCAGCCAGUCGCCGCUGCACUCGCCGGUGGAGUUCUCCGGCUUCGACUGGUCGGCCGAGGCUGUCUCCGCCGGCUCUGCCGCCGCCGCCGCCGCUGCUGCUCCUGGCGCUGGCCCGGGCGAGUCUGCUGCCGGGGCUCCGGCGGCCCGGUCGACCGCUGCGGCGUCCUCGACCGCCGACUGGGCGGACUUUGGCGGCUUCACGGACGAUGUGCCGGCGACCGCCGCGCCGGAGGAGCCGCACGACACGGACUCCUUCGUGGCCGUGACGGGCUCCUCCCCGUCGGGGUCCUCCUUCGACUGCAUCCGGUCCACGGAGUCCCUGGAGGAGGUGGCCGACGGGCUCUCCGCCAACGAUCGGACCUCGGCCGAGGGGUCUCUCUUCGAGCUGACGUCGGCCGCCGGGUCGCCCAGGCCCGAGGGCCAACCGGCCGGCGACCCGGCCCCGGCGACCGCCGACUUCACCGGCUUCGAUGAUGCGGACUUCACGGAGUUCGCGACGGCCGCGCCGGCCGGCGGGGCCGCGGACCAUGCCCCGGCCCCCGACGCCCGGAUCCUCCCCUCGGUGGUGGCCGGCUUUGGCAUGCAGCUGAGCGCCGGGUCCAGCCCGGCGCCCUUCUCCCCGGCCGAGCAGUCGCCCGAACUCCUCUCUUCAUACCGCCCCUUGCUGAGCCGCGUGUCGCAGCGCCUCGUGGCCGACUCGGAGAUUGUGCUGGCCUCGGCGCGUGGGAUUGCCGCCCUGCCGGAGGCUGACCGCCGCCUGCUGGGGGCCUCCCUGCCGCGCGGGCGCUACGAUCACCUCUUCCACCAGGCCCUGCAGGCGGGCCCGGCCGGUGGUCCGGCCUCCCCCGGGGCCGAGCCCCGGCCGUCACCCGUGGCCACCUGGCAGGCCCAUGUCCACGCGUGGCUCAGCCAUGCGGUGUGCGUUGGGCGCUUUGCGGCGCUCGGCGCCUCGGCCGCCGGCUCGCCGAGCCUCCAUGCCGCCCAGGGGGGGAGCCCGGCGGCGGGGAGCAGCCCCGGCGGCCCGGUCGCCAUGGCCGCCGACAACCUGCGCACGGCGGCCGGGCUGCUGGAUGGCGCCGGGCUCGGGCACCUGGCCCUGAGCCUGCUGCUGGCCUCCGGCCAGACGCCCGGCGACAUGGCCGACGCCUCGACCGCGGCCGCCGCCUUCGCCGUGACCUCGGCCACCCUGGACCUGGCCUGCGACCGGGCCUUCCCGGCGGCCCCGGGCUCCCCGAACCCCGGGGCCCAGCUGGCCCAGGCCCUGGCCCGGUCGCCCGAUGGCCGGUCCAGCCCCUCGUCGACGGCCAGCCCGCUGCCCGGCACCUGCCACCUGUGCUUGGGGGCCCUGCCGGCGGGCGACGCACCCGAGCGCGACUCGCACCUGGAGUGCCUGAUCCUCUGCUCGCACCUGGCCCACACCGGCUGACAUGCCCCGUGCCCUGGGACGCGGCCGGGUGGGCGCGGCCGCCUGACCAAAUGCACGCUCCUUCCCCCCUUUUUCCAACCCAUUGACGAUGUUGUUGCUGUUGGG
Molecule: messenger RNA, 5358 nt
Organism: Fonticula alba
Lineage: Eukaryota; Rotosphaerida; Fonticulaceae
Exons: 4
Coding region: 1-5253 (1750 amino acids)
Source: RefSeq, a predicted model, not a curated record